AUGAGCACUCAAAAUGAAGAACUACAGGACCGGGCCAUUGUCAAAAUUGCAGCUCACUUACCAGACCUCAUUGUCUAUGGAGAUUUCUCUCCAGAACUACCCUCUGUGGACUAUUUUGAUGGAGUCCUGAUGUUUGUUGAUAUAUCAGGAUUCACUGCCAUGACUGAGAAGUUCAGCACGGCAAUGUACAUGGACCGCGGGGCUGAGCAGCUGGUAGAGAUUCUCAACUACUACAUAAGCGCAAUAGUGGAAAAAGUGCUGGUUUUUGGAGGAGAUAUCCUUAAAUUUGCAGGUGACGCACUGCUAGCCCUGUGGAAGGUGGAGAGGAAGCAACUGCAAAACAUCAUCACGGUGGUCAUCAAAUGCAGCCUGGAGAUCCACGGUCUGUUUGAGGCCAAGGAGGUGGAGGAAGGCCUUGAUAUCCGAGUCAAGAUAGGACUGGCUGCUGGUCACAUCACCAUGUUGGUCUUCGGGGAUGAAACACGCAACUACUUUCUGGUGAUUGGCCAGGCGGUGGAUGAUGUGCGCCUUGCACAGAACAUGGCUCAGAUGAACGAUGUCAUUCUGUCACCAAACUGCUGGCAGCUGUGUGACCGGAGCAUGAUUGAGAUUGAGAGGAUUCCAGAUCAGAGGGCAGUUAAGGUUAACUUCUUAAAACCACCCCCUACUUUCAACUUCAACGAGUUUUUCUUAAAGUGUAUGAACUUCAUGAAGUAUUAUCCUUCUGGUGAUGACAAAAACUUGCUGAGGCUUGCAUGCAUGCUGGACUCAAAUCACGGCCUGGAGCUGUCCCUGCAGAAGUAUGUGAUGGAAAUCAUUUUGAAGCAGAUUGAUGACAAACAGCUUCAGGGCUAUUUGUCUGAGCUUCGUCCAGUGACCAUUGUGUUUGUGAACUUGACGUUUAAUGACCAAGACAAAGCAGAAGUCAUAGGCUCGGCCAUCCAAGAUGCCUGUGUGCACAUCUCUUCUGUCCUGAAGGUCUUCCGAGGCCAGAUCAAUAAGGUCUUCAUGUUUGAUAAGGGAUGUUCCUUCCUCUGUGUCUUUGGUUUCCCUGGGGAAAAAGCCCCUGAUGAGAUCACUCACGCUUUGGAAAGUGCUGUGGAUAUAUUUGACUUCUGCUCUCAGGUCCACAAAAUCCACACUGUCUCCAUUGGCAUUGCCAGUGGGGUUGUCUUCUGUGGGAUCGUUGGACACACUGUGAGGCAUGAGUACACAGUCAUUGGUCGGAAAGUGAACAUAGCUGCCAGGAUGAUGAUGUACUACCCGGGCAUCGUGACCUGUGACUCUGUCACCUACAAUGGCAGCAACCUGCCAGCCUACUUUUUCAAAGAGCUUCCAAAGAAGGCUAUGAAAGGUGUUGCUGAUUGCGGACCGAUCUAUCAGUGUUUGGGCCUCAAUGAGAAAGUCAUGUUUGGCAUGGCAUACCUCAUCUGCAACAGAAAUGAAACGUAUCCUUUGCUGGGACGUACUAAGGAGAUUAACUACUUCAAGGAUAUUAUGAAGACUUGUCUGGCAACAAAAUGCAGCCAAGUUCUAAUGUAUGAAGGAUUACUAGGGUAUGGAAAAAGCCAGUUACUUACAGAAAUCCAGCACAUGGCAGAAGAGAUUAGCCACAGGUCUAUUGCUAUUGCAUUAACUAAGAUCAGCUUCCAUCAACAUUUCUAUACUAUCCAGAUCCUCAUGGCCAAUGUGCUGGGUUUGGAUGCUUGCAAGCAUUACAAAGAACGACAGACCAACCUUCAAAUUAAACUCAAGACACUGCUGGAUGAAAAAUUUCACUGUAUUCUUAAUGACAUUUUUCAUGUCCAGUUCCCUAUGUCACGGGAGAUAUCCAAGAUGAGCUCCGUAAGAAAGCAAAGACAAUUGGAAACACUGUUUGUGAAGAUUUUAGAGAAAACAAUGAAAGAGGAGAUGAUUAUCUUCAUCAUUGAUGAGGCCCAGUUUGUGGACGUGACCUCCUGGGUCUUCAUAGAGAAGCUCAUCCAGACCCUCCCCAUCUUCAUCGUCAUGGCCCUGACCCCCUUCAUGGAGCUUCCCUGUGCAGCCGCCAUCAGAAUGAUGAGGAACAGGAACACCACCUACAUCAAGCUGGGCGUGGUGCCGUCCGAAGAAAUCCGCAACAAGGUCUGUUUUGACCUCAGUGUGAACAGCAUCCCCACAGAGCUGGACUCGUACCUGGUGGAAGGAAGCUGUGGGAUCCCCUUCUACUGUGAAGAAAUGCUAAAAAACCUCGACCACCACAAACUUCUCCUUUUCCAGCCAGUGGAGUCCGAGGAAAAGACAGCUAUGACCUGGAGUAACAUGUUCAAGAAUUUUGUUAGACCAACAGAGGACAUUACUGCAGCUAUUGUCAAAGAAAAGGGAAGUGAAGAAGCAUGUAAUCUCACAAAGGGUGUCCGACUAAAGAACUUGUCACCUCCGUCAUCAUUAAAAGAGAUCUGUCUGGUCCAGCUGGAUAGCAUGAGCCUUUCCCACCAAAUGCUCGUGAGAUGUGCCGCCAUCAUCGGCCUGACCUUCACUACAGAACUGCUGUUUGAGAUUCUCCCUUGCUGGAACAUGAAGAUGAUGCUGAAAGCCCUGGCCACCCUGGUAGAAUCAAAUGUCUUCCAUUGUUUCAGGAAUGCCAAGGAGCUUCAGUUGGCUCUGAAACAAAACGAGUCCUCAUGCGAGGUGCAUUACCGCUCCUCGUGUUUGAAGUCCAACGAAGGGUUGGGUCACAGGGGACAGGACAAGCUGCGUGAAAUGGAAGGCAAGGUGAUCGAAUGCCGCAUCAUCCGAUUCUGCAGGCCUAUGAUGCAGAAAACGGCUUAUGAGCUGUGGCUCAAGGACCAGAAGAGAGCCAUGCACUUGAAAUGUGCCCGUUUCUUAGAGGACAGUGCCCACCAGUGCUACCACUGCAGAGACAAGGACUUCAUCCCCUACCACCACUUCACAGUGGACAUCCGGCUCAACACUUUGGACAUGGAAACAGUUAAGAAGAUGGCUCAGUCCAGAGGAUUUAAAACCAAAGAGGAGGUCAUCUUUUCUAAGUUCGUGAACCCGUCAAAAUCUACGUUAUUGCCUGGAAGGCUCAGUCCUGAAGAAGUAAGGGACAAGAUAUUGGUAUUCUUUGAUGCUAUUAUAAGUAAGAUGAAGACAACUCAGGAAGAUAUCCUCCCUGUGGAACCGUGCCAGUGCGCAGACAUUCUCCAGAUGGUCAUCUUGCCUCUAGCCCAGCAUUUUCUGGCUUUGGGAGAAAACAACAAAGCCCUGUAUUAUUUCCUAGAAAUUGCAGCAGCUUAUCUCAUCAUGAGUGAUAACUAUAAGGCAUACAUUUAUUUGAAUGAGGGAGAACAGUUACUGAAAACUCUUAAGACAGAAAAAUCUUGGAAUCAGACCUUUGAAUUGGCCACCUUUUAUAGUUUAAAAGGUCAGGUCUGCUUUAAUAUGGGCCAAAUGGUGCUUGCCAAGACAAUGUUGAAGAGGGCAUUGAAGCUCCUCAACCAAAUCUUUCCUUACAACUUACUUUCCUUGUUUCUCCAAAUUCAUGUUGAGAAAAACAGACACCUUCAGCUUUUGAGUCAUAGCAUGCACCGCCAUACCCACCCAAGCAUUCCUGAUGAAAGUCUGGCACAACUGCACCUGCAAACCACCUGCUUCUCCCUGCUGUGGCAGAUCUAUAGCUUGAAUUAUUUUUCUCACCCUAAGUACUAUAGCCAACUGGCAGCUCUUAAGCAAGUGAAUGUUGCACUGGAAACUCAAGAUAAUUUCCAGAUCAUUAAGGCUUACCUGGACUAUUCGCUAUACCACCACCUGGCUGGCUACCAGGGCGUGUGGUUCAAAUAUGAAAUGAUGGCCAUGGAGCGGAUCAUGAGGCUCCCACAGAAAGGAGAGGGCAUUGAAAUCAUAGCAUAUGUGGCUGACAAACUGGGCUACAUGAAGUUCUUAAUGGGUCAUCUGGACUUGGCCAUUGAAUUAGGCGUGCGAGCCCAUGAGAUGUGGUUGCUUCUCCAGAAUCCCAACAAAUACCAUAUGGUUCUCUGCAGGCUGAGCAAAUAUCUCUUCUUGAGAAACAGACACAAGCAAUUGACCAAGGUGCUGAAGUGGCUGUGGGAUCUCUCUAUAGAAGAAGAACACAUCUUCAGCAAGGCAUUUUUCUAUUUUGUUUGCUUUGAUAUCAUGCUUUAUUCAGGCUAUACUUAUAGAUCAUUUAAUGAAUGUUUAGAGUUUGUAUGUUACAAUGAAGACAACAGAAUCCUUAAGUUCCAGAGUGGACUCCUUCUGGGACUUUAUUCCUGCAUAGCUAUCUGGUAUGCUAGACUUCAGGAAUGGGACAAUUUUUAUGAUUUUUCCAAUAAAGCUAGAAAGCUAGUGACAAGAAGAACCCCGACAAUGCUUUACUAUGAAGGAAUCUUGAGGUACUUGGAGGGACAAGUUCUCCACCUUCAGAAGCAAAUCGAGGAACAGGAAGAGAAGGCACAGGAAAAUGGGGCUGAGCUGCUCAGGAACCUAGGGAGUCUUGUGGAACAAAAUACAACUGGCCCUGUCUUUUACCCGCGGCUCUACCACCUGAUGGCCUAUGUCUACAUGUUACUGGGAGAUGGACAGAAUUGUGACACCUUCCUGAACAAAGCCUUAUACAUCUCUGAAAUGCAGGGGAAUAUGGUGGAGAAAUCUUGGCUGGGCAUGAACAAGGACUGGUGGUAUUCAAGCUCUGAGACAUCAGAAGAAGACCAGUGGAUGAAUAUAGUCUUGACUCUUCCCACAUGGAAUGACAUUUUAUCAGGCAAUGUAACCAUUCAGGAUGUGCAAAGAAACAAGUUUCUCAUGAAAGUUAAUAUCCUAGACAAUCCAUUCUAAUAAUUCUUGCAAGAGAACAAAGAUCUCAGUGAGAAUCUC
Messenger RNA from Jaculus jaculus (lesser Egyptian jerboa), 4878 nucleotides. RefSeq names its product adenylate cyclase 10 (gene Adcy10). Gene Ontology annotation, biological process: cyclic nucleotide biosynthetic process; intracellular signal transduction. NCBI's taxonomy places the organism in Eukaryota, Metazoa, Chordata, Mammalia, Rodentia, Dipodidae. Gene Ontology annotation, molecular function: protein binding; adenylate cyclase activity. The coding region runs from base 1 to 4839 and encodes 1612 amino acids. Gene Ontology annotation, cellular component: cytoplasm. The record is from RefSeq and is a predicted model, not a curated record. The transcript has 33 exons.